Messenger RNA from Rotaria sordida, 1155 nucleotides. The record is from the annotation of a GenBank genome assembly. NCBI's taxonomy places the organism in Eukaryota, Metazoa, Rotifera, Eurotatoria, Philodinida, Philodinidae.
AUGGAUGUUCUCUAUUCAUUAUUGGAUAUUGAAAAUCAACAACUUAAUAUGAUAGUAAAAGACCAAAAGUUUGCUACAAGUCUCAAUUUUGUAUUGACAAUGAUAACUAAUAAUGUAUUGUUGAUUGAUGAUUGUAAACUUGAUCGAUUCUGUAUAAAUACUUCGUCAAAAAUUGCUCUUAAUAUUAAAUCUCUUAUUGUUGAAUCGGAAUCUAUGGAACGUAUUCUUCUUGCUGCUGAUUAUCCUAAUCUAGUUGUACUUAAAUUCUUCAAUUUCAAUAACAAAACUGCUUCGAAAUAUUUUACAGGUAAAACAUUCUUCUACUAAUAUGAACACAGAGUUUGAUAGACACGUUGUAUAUUCUACAUGGUAUUUAAUUAUUUCUCUUAAUUUAGUCAAGUCACCAUUUCACAAGAUACCUGAAAAACAAAUUCGAGAUCUUAUGUACACAAAUAUAUAGUUAAAUUCUUCAAAAAUCUAAAACAUUUAUCUUUUACUAGAUCAUGUGUACUUUUAUCAUUUCGUAAUUUACCUUUGACAGCUUACUCUUCUUCUUCUUCAACUAUUUACAAAUUAUCUAUUUGUGUAAAUCGUUUUUGAAAAUUGUAACACUUUACUUGAUGAUCGUAUCAAACAGUUAACUAUGUUUAUUGUUAAAAUUUCUGAUGAGAAUUAUCAAUAAUCAAUUGUUUAUAAUAUGGUAAAUCACUUUAUAAAUAUAUUAGUUUUUCAAAUUCGAACAAAAUAAUAUUGGUGACAAUAUUAAUUUAAUCUUAUAAUAGAUUUUUUUCAUAUAAAUUAAUAUUCAUUUAACCUAACUAUACGCUAAAUAUUUAUAAAAUCGUGAUGAUCUAUUUGAUGAACAAAUAUAGCAAAUUUCAUGUCGAGGGUGUGGGUGUGGGUGGGUAUAUGGGAUGUGGGCAUAGAUGCGAGAAAAGUCUGAACCGUUUCUUCACACCGAUACCCAACACCCACACCCCAAAAAACAAGUAAUGCUUGAAUCGACGAAAAAAGAAGGUUUAUCAAUUUAAAAAAUCGUUAACCAAGACAAAUUGUAUCCAGUAAACCUUGGAAUAAACAAAAACAAAUCUCAAAUAACUAAAUAUUCUUUUCCUUUUUUUUAGAUUGAUUAUUUCUUAGAAACAAAGCCUUAAU